This is a messenger RNA of Apis florea (little honeybee), 2627 nucleotides long. RefSeq lists its product as uncharacterized. Gene Ontology annotation, cellular component: nucleus. NCBI's taxonomy places the organism in Eukaryota, Metazoa, Arthropoda, Insecta, Hymenoptera, Apidae. The record is from RefSeq and is a predicted model, not a curated record. Gene Ontology annotation, molecular function: protein binding. Gene Ontology annotation, biological process: regulation of transcription by RNA polymerase II.
GCGCACAACGUCAAGUUCAAUUUUCUGCGCCGCGUCUCCCCACAAGAACCACACUGUUUCCGAGCAUCCCGGUUAUCCCUUCGCAGAGCGGGUCGAUCGUUAACGCGUAGCAGUUCGGCCAUUGUGUAAAAAGAAGCCACGGCGCUCGGAUAGUGUACGCUGAGGACAGGACGUGUAGUUUUCCCAAGUUUUCCUCUUGUGAUAUUUAGAUUGUGCCAAUAUAGUAACGAGGGAACGAAGUCCGAAAAAAAAUGGAAGACGACCAGCAAUUCUGCCUUAGAUGGAAUAAUCACCAGAGUACAUUAAUUCAAAACUUCGACACGCUUCUCGAAAGCGGGACGCUUGUCGACUGCACGCUGGCCGCGGAGGGGAAAUACUUGAAAGCGCAUAAAGUAGUGCUAUCUGCUUGCAGCCCCUACUUCGAGGGAUUGCUGAGUGAGCAUUACGACAAACACCCGGUGUUCAUUCUAAAAGAUGUAAAAUUCAAAGAAUUAAAAGCAAUGAUGGACUAUAUGUACAGAGGGGAAGUAAAUAUUUCCCAAGACCAACUAGCAGCACUUCUUAAAGCUGCUGAAUCAUUGCAAAUUAAGGGUCUAUCAGAAAGUAGAACAAGUGGUAGUAGUAAAACGGACUUUAGGCAACAAAAAGUAGUUCCACAAACAACAUCUCAAAUGGACAUUCCACAAUCGUCUUCCGGUCUCACGAUAGAAAAGAACAAAGUUCCUAGGCAGGGUAUGGCACAAGGUUCCGUAGGGGACCUGCCCGAAGACUCGGCCAGUCCCCAAAUACCUAAGGGUCUCUCCUCGAGGGAAGGUUCUCAAAGUCCCACUUCGAGGAAAAGAAAAAAAUUUAGACGAAAAAGUAUAGGCGAUGAUAAUUCUAUAGAAAACCACGAAGCGUCGAAUUCAAGCGAUAUGCCUCAACAAAUGAGUGUUCCUGCGCUUGGAAUUGCACCUGUGGCAGAUGAAAAAGUACACGCAGACCCUACAGAUUCCAUUGGCAGGUCAGCCUUAAUGACGCAGCUGACGAAACCUGCCGAUGAAAUGCUGCAGUUGCCCUUGGAGAAACCUGAGCCAAAUGAUAAUCUCAUCGAGCCAAAGUCUGAAUAUCUAGAAGAUCAAGAAGAAAGCGUUGAAGAUCUGACGCUGGAUGACGAUAUGAACGAUCUGAACGAGAUGGAACAGGAUAACAAUAGAGCCGGACCGUCCCACGACCCCUCCCAACAUCCUGCAGGUAUAGGUGCAUGGCACGUUACCGGUGAUCGAAGUAAUGCGGGAGGAGUCGUGGGCUCGGUGGCAGGAGCUCCGGGAACGACAGACGAAGUCUUUCUUGCAGCCCAGGAGGCCGCCCAGGCCCACCGCGACUCUCAAGGGAGAACGUUGGGGAAAGCGAAGAGUCUUGCUGCGUGGCCCACGAUCGUCGAGGAGACCAAGAAGAAGUCGAUCGUUGAACGCGACGCGACGACAAGCGCGUACAAGAUGCUCGAAUCGAAGGAGUCGCGCAGGGGAAAGAACUUUUGGAAGGAGGGAGGUGCGAGAACCGAGGAUCCAUCGGACGAGAUCGUCUCGCUCACGGAGGCAGAAUCCUCCGCGUGCGACGAGGAGUCGCGAAAUGGAAGAACAAUGGCAAAAAAGAAUGCUUGCAAACGGGGCGAAAGUUCUCGAAACAGAGAGAAGGAACGUAAAUUCAAAAUUCCGCAUAACGGCGCGAAGAUGGAAUCUUGGGAUCAACGCGAAUUAUCCGAACGAAAGAUAACGAUUCCACGCAACAAGGGAUCGUCCACGUGCGAUGAGAACGAAAACGAAAGUGAGAGAGGGGAAAGAUUCUCGUUGGCUCGUAUAAAGAGUCCGAGCAAAGGAUCGCGAAGGAAACGUUCGUUCGUGUUGGCGCGUAACGAUUGGAACGGGAGCGAAGACGAGGACGAGGACGAAAGGGAGGGGAUGAAAAUUCACGCGCGGAGGAGAAGCAGAGGGGACGGAAGGGAGAAAAUUUCGUUCGCACGGAUGGAGAGGGAACCGUCGUCAACGUCGUCCAGUAACAACGUCGUCCCUCACGUGCGAAUAGAGAGACUCGCGAGUCGUGACGAAAUCGUGGACGAACGGGACGAACGAAAGGAGAUUAAGAGAGAAGAAAGCUCGUCGGCGAGCAGUGGCUCGUUGGAGUGGAUGGACGCGGGGGACGCGAGGAGGUACACGAAAAGUUAUAGGUGCGAGUGGUGCGAAAAAACAUUCGACCGCGCCACCAAUUUGUCGUCGCACUUGAACAGAACCUGCCUGAGGAAUCCGGAUACAAUGAGGAGGCAGAAUUUCAUCGACACAUUGUACGUUUGCGACACGUGCGGCCGCCGUUUCAAGCACAGAAAGAAUUUGACCUUUCACUCGCGGAACGAAUGCGGAAAAGUUAGCACGUGCGAGUUCUGCAAGAAGGAUUUUAAGGCGGCGAAAGUACCGUACAGGCAUCGUGAAGCGUGCAAGAGGAAGCAUGAGCAAACAAAUGCCAUUUCCGUAGUGCUUCGCACUAGGGCGUCUCGUGGCCAUGAUGGCAACGAUUCCAUCGUGUCCGAUAGUUCCACUUCGAAUUUUAUGUUCGAGGUUAUAUCGGACAGCGAAUAACUUAUUUCGUAAAAU